Messenger RNA from Glarea lozoyensis ATCC 20868, 528 nucleotides. Its product is annotated as HIT-like protein. Bases 1 to 528 code for a protein of 175 amino acids. Gene Ontology annotation, molecular function: catalytic activity. NCBI's taxonomy places the organism in Eukaryota, Fungi, Ascomycota, Leotiomycetes, Helotiales, Helotiaceae. The record is from RefSeq and is a predicted model, not a curated record. Gene Ontology annotation, biological process: nucleotide metabolic process. The transcript has 2 exons.
AUGCCCUCCUCCUCGACUUCCAGUUGUCCCUUUUGUACGAUAUCCCAAGCGCAUCCUCCGUCAUCCACUCCUUCUCACAACCACGAACUCACCGACCCGCCAUCAUUCGUAGUCCUUUCCACGCCCUUGGUUCUGGCCUUCCUGGACAUUCUACCCCUAGCGCCAGGCCAUCUUCUCGUCACCACGCGUCAGCAUCAUGAGAAAAUAAGUGAUGUGUCAGAAGAGGAGGCUGUUGAGCUGGGCCGAUGGCUACCAAGACUAAGUAGGGUUAGUGCACGGGUGGGCGAGGUGUGGGAUUGGAACAUUGUGCAAAACAAUGGAGCAGCAGCAGCACAGGUUGUCCCGCAUGUUCAUUUCCACUUAAUACCACGGCCUGGUCUAACACCUGAAUUGCGGAAUCGAAGUUUCACGAUGUUUGGGCGUGGUCAGCGAACCGAGCUUGACGACGAAGAGGCGGUAGUGCUUGCUAGGAAGUUGAGAGAUGAGCUCCGGAAGGAGAUCGCGAGGCUCGAGGGGGGCAAGUUAUGA